Molecule: messenger RNA, 387 nt
Organism: Morchella importuna
Lineage: Eukaryota; Fungi; Ascomycota; Pezizomycetes; Pezizales; Morchellaceae
Exons: 2
Coding region: 1-387 (128 amino acids)
Source: RefSeq, a predicted model, not a curated record
AUGGACAAAGGUUUACAAAUCUCAAUUACUGAGAGAGAGAUUGUGGAUCAUAUUAGCACCCAGUUCCGAAAAUCCGUAGCUAAAAAGGCAGACAAGGCAAAGACAGCUGAUAGGAAGUUGUUGAGUAGAGCCAGAGUCAUUACUACUGAAGAUGUAUUGAAACUUAGAGAAGCUAGAGAUGCUGCAGAUGCAGUAACGAUUGCAAAAGCUGAAGCUAAAGAGGAGAAAAAGAAAGCGAAAGAAGACUCUUCUACACUUGACAAACCCCCAAGAGAGACCUUAAACAAUGAGGAGAAGGAUCAGGAUGAAGAAGAAUGGGUUAAUAUGGUGGAAAUGUUGGCCCCACAGGUUCUUAGACGUAGUGGGAGGCAUCAGGGUACUCAUUAG